AUGGCUAAGGAAACAGUCUUAUUUGAACGAAAUUAUAUUAUUAUUAAAGAAAGAUCAUCACAAAGUGAAACACGUGCUGCGCCACUUGAUGAAAUAACUGGAACAUUAACAAUUUCAGAGCAUGAACGUGGAAAAUUUUUUCGCUUCAUACCAUUAGGUCUUGAAGAUGUAAUGACCGAUGAUUGGGCACUGAUUAAUGGGGGUCAUUCAGUUGUUUAUGAUAAGCAAGAUGGAGAUUCUGUUGCCGUUCCAUCUAGUCCACUAUUGAAAUAUCGACUUCAUUUUAAUUUAAAUGAUUUACGAAGUGUCCGGCGACAUCAUAUGACUCAUGGCAUUGCACAUAUGGUAUUUAUUCUCAAAGAUGGUACUACAUUACCAGCAUUUUAUUUUAAUCAUGGUGGAAGUAAAGAACUUUUACAAAAACUUGCUCAAAGCCUACCACUUGAAAAAUCAACACAAGAUACACGCUUAUAUGUUGUCAAAGACGAUUUUCCACGAGCAAAUGCAUCGCAAGCUAUAAGUGCCUUUGAUCAACUUAAUUUAUUUGACAAUUCAAAUGAUUCAGUAAAAGGAUCUCAAGGAAAUGAGUCUCGUCGAACAGCCAUUAAAAAUUUUUCACGUGUAACACAUUUUCUUAAAGAUACUUUACUCGGUCAAAAUGAUAUGAUACCAACGACAGAAAAUUCCGAUCGAAAACUUACACCUGAUAUAAGUGCUCUGAUCGAAUCAUUCAAUAGUGAUUUUAGAGAAUCCAAUAAUGAUGGUUUUGAAGUUAUUUAUAAGGUAGAUUUUAAAAAAUUACCUGAUAUUACACGUGGCCAACCGUUCACAUUGAAAGACUGGCAAAUGUCCUUUGAUAAAGACGGGCGCAUAAAUGAUGUGAACAAAGUGAAAGAGAGAAUAUUUCGUGGUGGAUUAGAAUCAAUUUCAUUAAGACGUGACGUAUGGAGAUUUUUAUUAAAUUAUUAUCCAUGGGCAUCAACAUAUGAGGAACGUAUAGAAAUAGCUAAACAACGAAAGGCAGAAUAUUUUACAAUGAAAGUUCAAUGGAAAUCAAUAAAUGAACAACAAAAACAAAGAAAUUCUUUAUUUCGUGAUCGAGGAUCUCUUAUUGACAAAGACGUAGCGCGUACCGAUCGAACACAUGACUAUUUCGCAGGAGAGAAUAAUGUUCAUUUGGAUAUACUUCAUGAUAUAUUAAUGACUUACAAUAUGUACAAUUUUGAUUUGGGUUAUGUACAAGGUAUGAAUGAUUUAUUAAGCCCAAUAUUAGUGACAAUGGAAGAUGAAGUUGAUUCAUUUUGGUGUUUUGUUGGAUUGAUGUCGCGCAUGGAACAUAAUUUUCAUUUGGAUCAAUCACAUAUUAAAAAUCAACUCGGCAAUCUCCAUACACUUCUUCAAUUUAUUGAUGCUGAACUUGCAAAAUAUUUGGUUGAAAAUAAUGCCAGCAAUAUGUAUUUUUUCUUUCGAUGGAUGUUAAUUUGUUUUAAACGUGAAUUUUCAUUUGAUGAUGUUAUGUAUUUAUGGGAGGUCAUAUGGACAGAUCAUAUAUGUCAUAAUUUUGAAUUACUUAUCUGUCUCUCGAUAUUAAUUUCACAGAAAACAGUGAUUAUGGAAUCGAAAUUUGGUUUCACGGAAAUUCUUAAAUUUUUCAACGAUCUAUCCUGUAAUCUCGACUUGGAUACAUGUCUUCUAUCGGCUGAAAAACUCUACAUUCAAAUAUCUACACAUCGUGAUAUUCCCACAUCGAUUGCGAAGAUUCUUGGUCUUCCAACUGGUCCCAAUCAACGUCUAUUAUCAACUAUAGAAAAUGCCACGUAUCCACGUAAAAUUUACACUGAACAGCCACGUGGUACAAUGAAUUUAGAUAGUUCAUAUUUUCGUCAAGAAUCUUGUCCAUCACUGAGUCCUGUUCAACAUGAAACCAGAGAAGCAUUACUCAAUGAUUUUUUUACAAUGACACCAUUCGUGCAGUUUUAA
Rotaria socialis is the source of this 1980-nucleotide messenger RNA. NCBI's taxonomy places the organism in Eukaryota, Metazoa, Rotifera, Eurotatoria, Philodinida, Philodinidae. The record is from the annotation of a GenBank genome assembly.